Messenger RNA from Helianthus annuus (common sunflower), 1026 nucleotides. Its product is annotated as F-box protein At4g18380. The record is from RefSeq and is a predicted model, not a curated record. The coding region runs from base 1 to 1026 and encodes 341 amino acids. The transcript has a single exon. Gene Ontology annotation, molecular function: protein binding. Lineage: Eukaryota; Viridiplantae; Streptophyta; Magnoliopsida; Asterales; Asteraceae.
AUGACGUCACAACCACCGCCACCACCAACACAACCACAACCGCCACCUUCUUCCACCGGAGAACAACCAGAAACCGAUCACAUUAACCGCCUCCCGGACGAACUACUUCUCCUAAUAUGCACCAAAAUCAACAACGCAAAAUCUCUCUGCAUUUGCAACCUAAUCUCCAAACGUUUCUCCACCGUCGUCCGCCAAACGCCUUCGUUAUUCCUCACAUUUCCUCACCGGAAUCCUAACAACAAAGACGAAAAUCUACCUAAAAAACUCUUCAAUUACUUAUCUCAAUCAUUCUUCCGGAAGCCUCCGCCGAACAAUUUCGACGGAGCGUUGUUCCAAUCGGCGAUCGAUUCGCUAAAAGGCUUUCAAAACGUUAGAGAUCUACGAAUCGAACUACCUUCGUUCCAGCACGACGAAUCGAUCCGCAACUGGCACGCGGAGUUCGGUAGAGGCGCAAACGUAUGCGUGAUUCUGUUCGCAACGUCGUUACGUGACUUACGUCAUCAAUCACCGUCGUCAAAUCACCAGAUCCAAAUCCAGAAUCCAGAUCACGCAUCGUUAACGAAUCAUUUGCUACAAUCGCGAAUCGCGUCAUCGAACCAGUGCUUUCGAGAAGCCACGUGGCGGCAGCAUGUCCUCCGGCACGUGGUGGAGAAUCACCGCCGGACGUUAGAAACUGCUGAGAUCUGUGACUCGGAACAAAAAGGAAAAGUUGUGGUUAAUGAUAAGCAACAGGUGAAUGAUUUGUUAGAUCCGGAGGUGAAGUUACCGGCGUCUGGAUAUGGAAAGCUUUGGCAUGUGCAGGUGCUCCGGCUGCCGGAAUCACGGUGUGUGUUGUACGGUGCGACGGUUGUGGCGAUCCGGCGUACGGAUGAGAGUGAAGAAGAGUGUGAGGAUGUUGGUGUGAAGCAUUUGAUGAAGAAGAGGUGUGAAGUUGAUGAGCAUGGGCUUUUAUGGGAAGUUUUGAGACAUAUUCUUGAGAAUCAUGCACCCGCAAGGUCUCUUAAUAUUAAUGCAGCCAGAAGAUGA